Messenger RNA from Sphaerodactylus townsendi, 1700 nucleotides. It is a transcript of the gene HSCB, whose product is annotated as HscB mitochondrial iron-sulfur cluster cochaperone. Gene Ontology annotation, molecular function: protein-folding chaperone binding; ATPase activator activity. The record is from RefSeq and is a predicted model, not a curated record. Gene Ontology annotation, cellular component: mitochondrion. Lineage: Eukaryota; Metazoa; Chordata; Lepidosauria; Squamata; Sphaerodactylidae. The transcript has 6 exons. Bases 1 to 627 code for a protein of 208 amino acids. Gene Ontology annotation, biological process: [2Fe-2S] cluster assembly; protein complex oligomerization.
AUGUGGCGGUGGCGCCCCCGGACCGCGGCGCCGACUGCUUCCGCCUGCUCGGAUGGUGGGUGGGGGGGGGUGGCCGGGGGUGGGGGGGGGCUGCCUUCCCCCUCCCCCUCCGGCCCGGUGACCCCCCCCGCUCUGCUUCCGCCCCUUCCCCGCAGCCCCCGCACCUUCCGGCUGGACCAGGCCGAGCUGCAGCGGCGCUUCCGGAGCCUCCAGCGCCGCCUCCACCCGGACGGCUUCGGCCAAAGCAGCCAGGCGGAGCGGGAGUUCUCGGAGCAGCACUCGGCGCUGGUGAACGAGGCCUACGACACCCUCCGGCGCCCCCUCAGCCGCGGGCUCUACCUGCUGCAGCUGCGUGGGGUGGAGUUGCAGACGGGGGCCGACAGCGAGGCAGACCCGGAGUUCCUCUCAGAAAUCAUGGAGAUCAACGAGAAACUGGCAGCGACAGACCAGGAAGACGCCAGGGCAGAGCUGGAAGUCCACAUCGCAGCCAAACAAGAGGAGCUGGCCAAAGAUGUGGCCCAGGCCUUUGAUCAAGACGAUCUUCAGAAAGCAAAAAGAGUCCUGGCCAAAAUGAAAUAUUUUGCCAACCUGGAAGAAAAGGUGAAAAGUAAAAAGAUCCCUUCCUAACAUCACAUUAUUAAUCAGGAAGGGAUUUUUAUCAUGAUGACGGUUCCCUGGUAACUGAACCGUUGUGUGCAGCUCUCGGUUUUUCUGCUCCUUGGAAAAUACAAAGAGCCCUGCUGGAUGAGACCACGAGUUCAGCAUCCUGCCCCCAUGCAAGACAUCCUUGCUUCUUUCCACAGCCACCCCAGCAGGUGUCUUGGAACUGGAGGCUCCAGGGGGCACUGCCACUGAUAGCCAUGGGCAGGCCGAAAAGAACAGGGACCUAUAGCAGAGGCAGCAGAACGACUCUCAGCUGCUGCAAGAGUCCUCUUUGCUUGUGCUGCCGUGGAUGACCGCUUGAAAGCCUCCCCAGCCAGGGGCAGUGGCCUGCCCCCUUGCCCUGCAGUGCUCUUUCCUUACGACUGCCAGGUUUACUCAGGAGUCUGGGGAGAGCAUUUAAAACCUGUCUAAUAGUUUGAAUAUUGGAGCAUAAUAAUUUACCAGCAAGCUCCCUAUGCAGUGCUUGUAGGGGACACCUUGUUAGCCAGAUUCAUCUGCUCGACCAGCAGUGGCCUUUGAUUUUGGAGGGGCUGCUGGUGGCUGCUGUGGCGCCUUGGUUCUGCUUUGUGUGCCUCUAAUCUCUCUUUCUAAGAACGCUCUCCCAGUUCACCUUGGAGGGUCACAAGUUGGGCUGAUUGGCUCUAAGUUGGUCUCUUGACCCCCACCCCCUUUUUGAAAUUGGCAUCUGUUGGAUAUUUCCCUUGAAAAGAUUGUUUUGAAUGGCUGUUCAUAGUCUUGUGGGAGGAUCGCUUUUCCAUUCUUAAUCAGCACAGAUCCUGCCUCCACAUGCGAGGCAAAACUGCCAGUAUUUGACAUGUUGUGCAUUGGCUGUAGUGACCUGGUCUGAUCAUUGUACUGUUGUGGGGUUUCUGCUGAAGCUGGGGACCAGGUGGGCAGCGUUCUGACUGGCCUUGGGAAGCAGUGUAUUUUUGAACCCUUGAGAUGAGGCUGGUAGAAAUCAAAAUAAUGUAGCCAACUGGAUUUGUCUCAGGUUAAGUGUAUAAAAGACAGGUGAUUAAAAUAGAUGGUGAAUGCCC